This is a messenger RNA of Chelmon rostratus (copperband butterflyfish), 1792 nucleotides long. RefSeq names its product prostaglandin G/H synthase 1-like. Gene Ontology annotation, cellular component: neuron projection; cytoplasm. Gene Ontology annotation, biological process: cyclooxygenase pathway; response to oxidative stress. Lineage: Eukaryota; Metazoa; Chordata; Actinopteri; Chaetodontiformes; Chaetodontidae. The coding region runs from base 1 to 1605 and encodes 534 amino acids. The record is from RefSeq and is a predicted model, not a curated record. Gene Ontology annotation, molecular function: heme binding; prostaglandin-endoperoxide synthase activity; peroxidase activity. The transcript has 10 exons.
AUGCUGAGACCCAGGUUGAAUCCCUGUUGCUACUACCCUUGUCAGAACUCAGGAGUCUGUGUGAGAUUUGAUGCAGAUCGCUAUGAAUGUGACUGCACAGGCACUGGCUUCCAUGGUGAAAACUGCUCUGUUCCGGAGUUCUGGACCAGAGUUGGCCUCAUGCUGAAACCCAACCCGAGCGUCGUUGACUUCUUCCUCACCCACUUCAACUGGUUCUGGGACUUUGUAAACAACUCUUUCCUGAGAGACAUGCUGAUGGAGGUGGUGCUCAAAGUCAGAACAAACCUUAUUCCAAGUCCUCCGACCUAUAACAGCAAGUAUGGAUAUCUGAACUGGGAGUACUUCUACAACCUGAGUUAUUACACCAGGAUCCUGCCUCCUGUACCUCAAGACUGUCCUUUGCCCAUGGGAACUAAAGGCAAAGCAGUUCUUCCUGAUCCCAAAGUGUUGGCUGAGCGUUUCUUUAAGAGGACCAAAUUUCGUCCAGACCCUCAGGGAGCCAAUCUGAUGCUUGUGUUCAUGGCCCAGCACUUCACGCACCAGUUUUUCAAGACAGACCAUAAAACUGGCAGCAGCUUCACCAAGGCUUUGGGCCAUGGGGUAGAGUCUGGAAAUAUCUAUGGAGACAACCUCAUGCGACAGCUUCAACUCCGACUUCACAAAGAUGGAAAGCUAAAACAUCAGUUAGUAAAUGGUGAGAUGUACCCUCCUACGGUGUCUGAGGUCCCUGUGCACAUGGUGUAUCCUGAAGGUAUCCCUCCAGAGCAGCGUCUGGCCAUUGGUCAGGAGACGUUUGGCAUGCUGCCGGGUCUCACCAUGUACGCCACCAUAUGGCUGAGAGAGCAUAACAGAGUCUGUGACAUCCUGAAGGCAGAACAUCCCACCUGGGAUGAUGAGCAGCUCUUCCAGACCACCAGGCUCAUCAUCAUCGGGGAGACAAUCCGCAUCAUAAUAGAAGAGUACGUGCAGCAGCUGAGUGGUUACCUGCUGAAGCUGAAGUUUGAUCCUCCUAUGCUCUUCAACUCGCCUUUCCAGUACAGCAACCGCAUCGCUCUGGAGUUCUGCCAGCUCUACCACUGGCACCCACUGAUGCCUGACAGCUUCCAGAUAGGUGGAGGCCAAAACUCUCAUGAAAUAGUGCUCAAAGUGGCAGAAAUGGUCAUCCGAGAGUCUCGAGCAACGCGUGUGCAGCCCUUUAAUGAAUACAGGAAGAAGUUCAACCUAAAACCAUACACGUCUUUUUAUGAAUUUACUGACGACUUAGAAAUGGCCAGAGGUUUGGAAGAGCUCUACGGCGACAUAGAUGCUUUGGAGUUUUACCCCGGCAUCGUGCUGGAGAAAACACGUGCUAACGGCAUAUUUGGGGAGAGCAUGGUGGAGAUGGGCGCUCCCUUCUCCCUGAAAGGCCUGCUAGGAAACCCCAUCUGCUCCCCUGAGUACUGGAAGCCCAGCACCUUUGGGGGAGAGACAGGCUUCAGUAUUGUCAAAACUGCUACUUUGAAGAAACUGGUAUGUCUCAACACCAAGUGGUGUCCAUACGUGGACUUCCAUGUUCCACGAAAUGAGGAGGAAGCAAAACCAAGGAAACCAUCUACUGAACUUUAAUCAGUGUUCACCUAAUGACCUGUGGUCAUCAGUUUAUUACGAUGCUGCCUGUAGGAUAUGACAUACUAUGGUUGUCAAUGUCUUAUAAGUUUUUGUUUUAAUCCCGUUCAGAUUGGAUUUAUUGCUCUGAUUUUAAUACUAUAUGUGCCUGUGAAGAUUCUCAUUCAUCAAGGUCAUUGUAAGCUAU